Molecule: messenger RNA, 1731 nt
Organism: Oncorhynchus nerka (sockeye salmon)
Lineage: Eukaryota; Metazoa; Chordata; Actinopteri; Salmoniformes; Salmonidae
Exons: 5
Coding region: 150-770 (206 amino acids)
Source: RefSeq, a predicted model, not a curated record
AAGGUCACGGGGUGUUCUGCAUCGACGUGAAGCCCUGGAGAGGAACGGUGUCUUCCCAGCGGCAGCAAUGGCACGUCCAGCUCAAAGAACAGCACCACAACUUUACCAACACCUCCGUAGAACAGGUGGCUGACCCCAUUGAGGCCGUCAUGACCAAGACAACUAACCUAUGGCAGUACCUGAGGAGGAGCGGCCUGUCGGUGCGUCAGGAGCUCUUCCUUCCCAGGCUAGUCUUCCUCGCCCCAGACUGCCAGCUGGAUGAAGAGUUGCGGAAGAGGAGGGAGCUGGUCUCCCACAGUCAAAUAGAUGAGUUCCUCCGCUCCUUCAGAGAGGGCUAUGUAGCCUGGAUAUCAGACGCCCUGACUCCUGCCUGGCUGUCUGGUCACCUGUCGUACCGUCAGAUAGGUGAGCUGAAACAAGUGGUGAGGAAAAUGGGGACCUGGGACCUGGUCAGACUACAGGGAGGAGAGCAGCUCAAGGGAGACUUCCGGAGCUGUCCUUACAUCGCUCUGAACCGCCAGGAGACUGACACCAUGGAGUUCUUCAAGAUCAAAACCCUGUCUGCUAAUUCGCUGUGGGCUCUGCUGGGACACGCCCCUCAGGUGACGGUGAAGAUGUAUAAACGUGGAUCUCCGGGCUGGCUGGGGAAGCCCCUGACGUCCACCAGCACCAUCCCCCACAACACACAGGUCAUCUUCCGGAUCAACGGAGAGGAAACGGACGCCAGGAUCCCCGCUAACACCAUCCAAAGCAUCACACUCAGCAUAUGACUCUUUUUUUUCCCCCCUUGGUUACGGCCCAAAUGUCGCCCUAUAUAGUACACUACUUUUAGUGUCACCCUAUAUAGUACACUACUUUUAGUGCGCUGGUAUAUGGACUAGGGUGCCAUUUUGGGAUCCAUCACAGACAGUGGAUCUGUAUGAGAAACUAGCCUGUUCUCCACGGUCUGCAGGUUUUAAGUGUGUGUGUGUGCAGUUUUCUAAACUACCAGGUUAGGUAUCUGUUGAAUCAGACUCUAUUUACACUAAUUUACCAAACUAGAUUUUUUGGGCCCUUAAGACCAGAAGGGUGAAAGGGAUUGUUGGUAACUGAAGGACCCUGGAGUCCGGCUUCAGGGACCUCCUUCUAUACUAGUUAUCACACAACAAUAACAAUAUAUACCUGCUGUUUUUAAUUAUGUAUAUGAGUACCUUUUUAUCACAUGGAUCACUUAGUUGUGCUCCACAGCAUCCUGCAGGCCAGCAAACAUCCCUCAACCACAGCCUCCUGCAGGCCACCAAACAUCCCUUACCCACAGCUACACAGCCUCCUGCAGGCCACCAAACAUCCCUCAACCACAGCCUCCUGCAGGCCACCAAACAUCCCUCAACCACAGCCUCCUGCAGGCCAGCAAACAUCCCUCAACCACAGCCUCCUGCAGGCCACCAAACAUCCCUUACCCACAGCCUCCUGCAGGCCACCAAACAUCCCUCAACCACAGCUACACAGCCUCCUGCAGGCCAACAAACAUCCCUUACCCACAGCCUCCUGCAGGCCACCAAACAUCCCUCAACCACAGCUACACAGCCUCCUGCAGGCCACCAAACAUCCCUCAACCACAGCUACAUAGCCCCCUGCAGGCCAGCAAACAUCCCUCAACCACAGCCUCCUGCAGGCCACCAAACAUCCCUCAACCACAGCCUCCUGCAGGCCACCAAACAUCCUCAACCACAGCAUCCUGCAGGCCAGCAA